This is a messenger RNA of Chara braunii, 1766 nucleotides long. NCBI's taxonomy places the organism in Eukaryota, Viridiplantae, Streptophyta, Charophyceae, Charales, Characeae. The record is from the annotation of a GenBank genome assembly.
AGCGGCCAGAUCAGUGGCCAGAUUGCAAGGACAGGGGGGACAUCGAUUCACAGCCCACGAAGUGCUGCUGCGUAGGGCAGAGGACGGACCGAUUGCGUUGGUGCCGCAGCUUCCCGCGCUUCUCCCUCCCGCUGCUCCUCUCAACUUCCAAGCUAUUCCCCCUGUCUCGUACUAAAUGCCUCCCUUCUUCUCCUACACCACUCUCCCCUACCAGCUCACRGAGGGCCCAUAUCCCAUGCACGAGUUCUCGAAGUAUUUGGUGGAGCUAACUGACGUGGAGCCGCUGCCCUUCGCCGACGAAGAUGCGUGGGAGUUGCACCGUGCGCUGUACAAGUCGGUGGCGCUGGGGAUGUUCUGGUUCUUCGUGGAUCAUGAAGACCACUUCAUCGGGGAGCACUUCGUCGUCUACUACGUCAUCACACGGACCAAGCCAGCGGAGAAGGAAGGGACGGUGGCGCUGUACCCCUUCGCCCAGCUCCAGACGAUCGAUCCGGGAUUGUUGGAGCUCAUACAUCUUGAGAUCCUCUCCAUUGCGCAAGUGAUCGCGAGCGAGGAGGAGGAGAUCCAGCCACGAUUGCGGACGGCGACGGCCCCGCGGAGGACAUACAAUGCGGUCGUCAUCCCGGAUUUCAUUGCGCAGCGGGCGGAGAGGUUGGAGGACUUCCCGGAGGAAAGGCCGUUGCGGCCUCCCUCGUCGUAUCCUCGACCAGCGCCACCAAAGGCCCCUAAGAAGACGCCGAAGAGGAAGAGACGCCACCCGUCGCCAGGAGCGCAAGGCAGCAGGAUCGGCGGCGGCGAGGAAGUGAUUCAGACUGCGCGUGCGGCGACGCUCGUUAAGGAGAUAGUCGUGCCAUCGCCGCCCUUUCCGCGUGUGCCCGAUCUCAAUCUUCAUGGAGCCGGGUCAUCAUCAUCAGCAGCAGCCGGAGGAGGAAGCCGAAUGGGAUUUUCGGAUCCCAUAUCCAGACCCCCCGUCCUCACGGGACCUCUCCCGCAAUUGGUGGGGACGCUCAUCUACGAGACCGGGCAGCAUCCCAAUGCAAUGUACCACUUCCUUGUCUUCGCGGCGCAGAAGCGAGAGCGGCGGCCUUACACCGAGACUCAUGUGGUGAUGACGGUACGCAAAGUGUACCAAGAUUUUGGUCGGCCUGUUGCCAUAGUGUCACUGGGCGAUGAUGUCGCCGACCUCUUGAGAACCGUCUAUAGAGGGUGGGUCUUGCGAUCGUUGUCCGGGAAACUCGUCGUGUUCCGCUGCCGUGUAAAGAGCCAACUUGGAGCAAUGAAAGACCGGGUAGACGAGCAAGUGGGCGGGAACCUUAACGGUGAAGGAAGGUUCCUUCGGUGCAUCCCCAGAGGGUGCCACGACCGGUCAGGGCCCCAUCCAUUUCAGGAGGAGCUUGCCAGAGAUAACUUGUUCGAGGCUGAACUUCGCGGCGGAAACCCAAACAAGAUCGCCUGCGCCGAAUGGACAAGGAAGACCCUGGCGAUUGGCCUGUUGGCUCAUGCGUUGCUGCGUCUUAGCCAUCUGGUUGCGUGCGUUGACAAGUAGCUCUUGCAUCCGACGCAAGAAAAGAAGAUGGGCAUCGCUCUCGGCCGCUCGUGGAGUGGAAUGACUGUGUCCAACAGAGAAGUGACCAGCGAGUUGUGCUCGAACUCGAAGGGCGACAUCCCGAUAGUCGGGUGAAUGGACGAGUUGUAUGCCAACUCGACAUCCGGCAGCCGCUCAACCCAAUCCUUUUGGUCGGGACUGAUAAAGAGUGCGAAAGAGA